Leishmania major strain Friedlin is the source of this 1068-nucleotide messenger RNA. RefSeq names its product putative glycogen synthase kinase (gene GSK3). Gene Ontology annotation, cellular component: cytoplasm. Bases 1 to 1068 code for a protein of 355 amino acids. The record is from RefSeq and is a predicted model, not a curated record. Lineage: Eukaryota; Euglenozoa; Kinetoplastea; Trypanosomatida; Trypanosomatidae. Gene Ontology annotation, molecular function: protein serine/threonine kinase activity; ATP binding. The transcript has a single exon. Gene Ontology annotation, biological process: protein phosphorylation; signal transduction.
AUGUCGCUCAACGCUGCCGCUGCCGCGGAUGAGCGAAGUCGCAAGGAGAUGGACCGGUUCCAGGUGGAGCGCAUGGCUGGGCAGGGUACAUUCGGCACAGUGCAACUAGGCAAGGAGAAGUCGACGGGCAUGAGCGUGGCGAUCAAGAAGGUUAUCCAGGACCCGCGCUUCCGCAACCGCGAGCUGCAGAUCAUGCAGGACCUCGCCGUGCUGCACCACCCCAACAUUGUCCAGCUCCAGAGCUACUUCUACACCCUGGGUGAGCGCGACCGCCGCGAUAUCUACCUCAAUGUCGUGAUGGAGUACGUGCCGGAUACGUUGCACCGCUGCUGCCGCAACUACUACCGCCGUCAAGUGGCGCCACCGCCGAUCCUGAUCAAGGUCUUCCUUUUUCAGCUGAUCCGAAGUAUCGGGUGCUUGCACCUGCCCUCCGUAAACGUGUGCCACCGCGACAUCAAGCCGCACAACGUGCUCGUCAACGAGGCGGACGGCACACUCAAGCUGUGCGAUUUUGGCAGUGCGAAGAAACUCUCGCCGUCGGAGCCGAACGUGGCAUACAUCUGCUCUCGUUACUACCGCGCCCCUGAGCUCAUCUUCGGUAACCAGCACUACACGACCGCAGUCGACAUCUGGUCGGUGGGGUGUAUCUUCGCUGAGAUGAUGCUUGGCGAGCCCAUCUUCCGCGGCGACAACAGCGCCGGCCAGCUGCACGAAAUUGUGCGCGUGCUCGGCUGCCCUUCGCGCGAGGUGCUGCGUAAGCUGAAUCCGUCGCACACGGACGUGGAUCUAUACAAUAGCAAGGGCAUCCCGUGGAGCAACGUGUUCUCUGAUCAUUCGCUGAAGGACGCCAAGGAGGCGUACGAUCUUCUUAGUGCCCUGCUGCAGUACUUGCCGGAGGAGCGCAUGAAGCCUUACGAGGCACUGUGCCACCCUUACUUCGACGAGCUUCACGACCCCGCCACGAAGCUGCCGAAUAACAAGGAUCUCCCUGAAGACCUCUUCCGCUUCCUGCCGAACGAGAUCGAGGUCAUGAGCGAAGCGCAGAAGGCCAAGCUAGUUCGCAAGUAG